Molecule: messenger RNA, 2391 nt
Organism: Pyricularia pennisetigena
Lineage: Eukaryota; Fungi; Ascomycota; Sordariomycetes; Magnaporthales; Pyriculariaceae
Exons: 2
Coding region: 1-2391 (796 amino acids)
Biological process (GO): mitochondrion inheritance
Cellular component (GO): mitochondrial inner membrane
Source: RefSeq, a predicted model, not a curated record
AUGCCUAGCACAUCCAACCCCCAGCUUGGCCGCCAGCUGUGGGCGGCCAUCAGGGAUUCUGUUGACAUUUCCUCACUUUGGGUUCGGUUUCCAGGCAGGACACAGGCUGCGAGAUGCCGCAUUCACCCCCGACCAGAAGAAGCGCUUAGGUCGCUGCAACAAUCGCCAUUUCCCUCCGCCAAACGAUCCUUUCACACCUCGAACACGGCACGGCAACGGACGACGUCUACGAUUUACACGAAGCAUUCGCAAGCACAUAUCAAACGCAACUGCACAUCGGGAAGCCUGCUGCUUCUGGGCCUGGAAACCCCAACAAACCCUUCGACUCAAACGACCGUCGCGACAUGCGCUGGAGCAGCUGCUGAUUCGGUGCUGCUGGUGUCUGACGGCAGCUCCAAGGUGAGCAUUAGUGCACUGGCACGCCACGCAUGGCGCCGUAGCAUACAUACUGGCCGGGGAGGUCAGCCAACUCCCCGUCGUGAUCAGCCAAAGACUGGCAAUGACGAAGUGAAAUCAUCGACCGGAAAGGAUGGCGUUUCUGCGACAAGUUCAGAAGAUAGUCCCAGCUCCGUCAAAUCGUCAGACCAAGCAAACCCAAGGCCAGACCUCAAAUCAGAAGUAAAUCCAACGCCACAUGAGGAGACUCUGACGGAAUCCGUGUCAAAGUAUUUGCAUAUGCCCAAGAUGCCUCACAGGCCCACCAAGGAAGAACUCCUAGCCGCGGCCAAUGGCUUCUUCCAGCGUCUCAAGGUUCGCUUCAAAUGGCUAUCCAUUAGGAGUAUGCGACCGUACAACGCCGACGAGUGGGGAGCUUUUGUAUCUUGGUUCAUGUUGGGUCACCUUGUUUGGAUUCUGGUGGGAACAACGACAUUUUUCUCGCUAAUUAUCUUGUUUGUGAACACAGUCUUUGCACAAGAAACCCUGGCCAAAUGGAUCGGUGACUACCUCACACAAUCCGCUGGUGUGACAGUGGUAUUUGAGUCUGCCAUUGUGCCCAAAUGGAAGGACGGCGUAAUCACUUUCCGAAACGUCUUCGUUUCACGCCGACCGGGACAGAGCAAGUCCUCUGUCAAGAAAGGCUCCUCGACAAGUGCUGCCGCUGUGGCCGCAGCUAGGCAAACUCAGCCUUCAGAGGAGGAUGACGGCAAUUAUACGCAAUUCGAUGUGACUAUCAACACUGUAAACGUCACUUUGUCGUUCUACAAGUGGUGGAACGGCACGGGUCUCCUGAAGGACGUAGAGGUCAAAGGCGUAAGGGGAGUCAUGGAUCGGACAUCGGUCCGCUGGUCAGACGGGCCGCAUGAUCCCUUUUCAUAUCGACACGUUCACCAGCCUGGAGACUUUGAGAUUGAGCAUUUUAAGCUUGAAGAUCUGCUACUCACCGUGCACCAGCCUGGCGGGUUCCGCCCUUUCCCAGUCAGCAUAUACUCAUGCGAGCUGCCUCAGCUUAGGAAACAAUGGCUGUUUUACGACUUUCUCAACGCCAAUCAUUGCUCAGGCUCCUUCGAUGGGUCGCUAUUCACAAUCCAUCCUCGUCAAAUACAUGGAGUACCCGCUGGUGAGGUUGGCGCAUCUGCAGAUCAUCUCGGCGAGGCUGGUGCCUGGAAGAAAUUCAGCAGAAUACGUAUAGAUGGAUUGAAGAUUGAUCACCUCAACAGGGGCGUUGAGGGCCCCUUUGGGUGGAUAUAUGAGGGUAACGUGGAUAUGGUGGCGGAUCUCAUGUUCCCAGCAGACGAAGAUGACUCCCUGGGCAAGGUCAUGUCGGACUUUUACGACAAAAUGGAGGAUGCAGUUACAAAGAACAGGUAUCUUCGGAUACUGGACAAGAACCACAGGGGAGAGCUGGGCGAACGAUUAAGCGAACGAUUUUCAAGGCCUGCUACAGUACCUACGCCGAUAACUGAGGAAUCCAGGGGCCAUGUUUCCGACUACACGACGGCCGAUGCCGACUUUGGCCCCUCAUCGCCCUCAUCACGAACCGAUGAACCUCCGACGCCUGAAGUCGCUGAAGAGGAGGAACCGCCGCGCUACCUGGUGAUGGAUCUUCGCAUCCAUCUCAACGACGUCCGUGCGGCCGUCCCACUCUUUACGCACGAUAUAUCAUACAUCUCGCAGCCCCUGGUCCGACCUAUCGUGGCGUACAUCAACGCCAAGCGCACCUACAUCCCGGUCACGUGCCGCAUAGUUAAGCGCACCUCAGACUUCAACGGGUCCUGGACCAUCUAUGACAGCGGCUUGAUGGAUGACAUGAGCGCCGAGGUGUACGACGCAUUUGCCAGGAACGUUGAGGACCAGCACUCGAGGGUCAGGAGGCUAAAGAAAGUUGGGUUCUGGACGCUGAGCAUGGUUGUCCAUGCGCUCCUCGCUGGCGUCGCAGGCGAUUUAAUAUAA